Molecule: messenger RNA, 2553 nt
Organism: Exophiala bonariae
Lineage: Eukaryota; Fungi; Ascomycota; Eurotiomycetes; Chaetothyriales; Herpotrichiellaceae
Exons: 2
Coding region: 1-2553 (850 amino acids)
Biological process (GO): carnitine metabolic process
Cellular component (GO): mitochondrion
Molecular function (GO): carnitine O-acetyltransferase activity
Source: RefSeq, a predicted model, not a curated record
AUGCCUUCCAACAUUGCAGGAACCCGGUACUUCACCCCCUCCAGGCCCAUAGGCGAGACCUUGGACAACACCCCAUCCCAAACUGGAGUGCCAUAUCUGAACGGCCACAAGAUGGGAGCGAAACAAGAUGACCAGGCCGCGGAGCCUCCAAAGGAAUCCAAGCCCUCUCAAGAUUCAAAGGACUCUUCCACCAAGAAAGAAAGAGACCCUAACACUAUCAACCCACCCAAGACCGGUAUCACCUUCGCGGCCCAAGACAAGUUGACAAAACUCCCGAUACCCGACCUCGAGUCCACCAUGAGCAAAUACCUGGAUGCUCUACAACCACUCCAGUCCUUCCAAGAACAUCAAGAAACUCGAGCUGUGACCCGCGAAUUUGUCGAAAACGAAGGCAAGGAGCUCCAGGACCGACUAAAAAAGUACUCAACCGGCAAGACGAGUUAUAUUGAACAGUUCUGGUAUGAUUCGUAUCUCAACUAUGACAACCCUGUCGUGUUGAAUCUGAACCCUUUCUUCCUACUGGAGGAUGAUCCCACCCCUGCCCGGAAUAAUCAGGUAACGAGAGCGGCGUCCCUGGUCAUAUCGGCCCUAUGCUUCGUACGGGCAGUCCGACGAGAGGAGCUCCCCCCUGAUACCUUGCGCGGCAAUCCUCUCGACAUGUAUCAAUAUUCGAGACUCUUCGGCACGGCUCGAGUCCCUACAGACAAUGGUUGCAUUAUCGGACAGGACUCGGACUCUAAGCACGUCGUGGUCAUGUGCCGCGGUCAGAUCUAUUGGUUCGAUGUACUUGAUCAACACAAUGAUGUUAUCAUGACGGAGAAAGAUCUUGCCAUCAAUCUCCAAGUCAUUGUGGAUGACGCCGAGCAAACACCUAUCAGAGAAGCGGCCAAAGGAGCCGUUGGUGUCCUCACCACAGAGAACAGAAAGGUUUGGUCGGGGUUGAGAGAUCUCCUCACCAGAGAGGAAGGCUCAAACAAUGCCGAGUGUCUUGGUAUAGUCGACUCAGCCCUUUUCAUUGUCAGUCUGGACUAUGCCGAGCCAGCUGAUGUUUCGCAACUGUGUGGAAACAUGCUUUGCGGUACCAAUGAGGUCGUACAGGGCGUUCAGGUGGGCACUUGUACCAAUCGAUGGUAUGAUAAACUCCAGAUCAUCGUCUGCAAGAACGGAAGUGCCGGUAUCAAUUUUGAACAUACUGGCGUGGAUGGUCAUACCGUCCUCCGAUUUGCCAGCGACGUCUACACCGAUACCAUCUUGAGGUUUGCAAAAUCAAUCAAUGGUCAAGCCCCCUCACUGUGGUCCACUCAUAGCCCUGAUCCUUCAAAGCGUGAUCCCGAAAGCUUCGGUGAUGUCAGCACAACUCCGCACAAACUUGAGUGGGAUAUGAUUCCCGAGUUACAAACAGCCCUCCGAUUUGCAGAGACACGGCUGGCUGAUUUGAUCAACCAGAAUGAGUUCCAAACCCUGGACUUUACAGGGUACGGGAAGAACUUCAUUACUUCUAUGGGAUUCUCGCCCGAUGCCUUUGUGCAAAUGGCGUUCCAAGCUGCGUACUAUGGGCUGUACGGUCGAGUGGAGAAUACAUAUGAGCCUGCCAUGACCAAAAUGUUCUACCACGGCCGAACGGAAGCGAUCCGCACCGUGACGCCAGAAAGUGUGGAAUUUGUCAGGACGUUCUGGGCCGAUACUGCGGUACAGAAAAAAGUGGAUGCACUGAAAGCGGCUACUUCAAAACACACGGCCACCACUAAAGAGUGCAGUAAGGCUCAAGGCCACGAUCGCCACCUAUACGCGCUGUAUUGUGUCUGGCAACGCAAAGUCAACGAUGAGGGUGCUGAAGCGGCCAGUACGACAGGUUUCAGUUCCAAUGGAUAUUCUAGCCCCACCGACAUGAGUGAUGUGGGAAGCCCGAAACGACUCGAAGAAUCGACUUCCCCUGUUAGCCGCUCUCGGGCAGGGACCGACUCGAGUCGAUCGCCAGGCCCUCCAUUACAGCAUAUGCCUACUUUCUUUAGCGAUGCUGGGUGGGAAAGAAUCAACAAUACCAUUUUGAGCACUUCCAACUGUGGCAAUCCUGCUCUGCGACAUUUCGGUUUCGGCCCAGUGUCUGGCGAUGGAUUUGGCAUUGGGUACAUCAUCAAGGAUGACUCGAUCUCAGUCUGUGCUAGCAGUAAGCAUCGGCAAACCAAACGAUUUGUGGAUAGCCUGGAAUCCUACUUGAAUGAAAUCCGUCGGCUACUCAGAGCAACAAAAUCCAAGGAUGCACCGGUAGGCAAAGUCACUCGCGCUCGAGAGGCCGAAGACAAGGUAGGCAAAGAUGGCAGACUCAAGUCCCGUGGCCGAGUCAUCAAGACGGAGAAUGCUAGAAUGGACGGUGCCCAAACCCCAACUAGCAUGGACACAGCAGAAGUGGAAGACGAUGGAUUGGGUGGAUAUGGUUUCUUCGACGCCGGCAUGUUGUUACAAGCCCUGAAGAAAGACCAGACGAAGCCAGCGGAUCAACUCGCUCAAAGACGUCGCACCGUCGGUAAAAAGCUGGCGUUGACUGAAUACUGA